Danio aesculapii is the source of this 6523-nucleotide messenger RNA. RefSeq names its product regulating synaptic membrane exocytosis 1b (gene rims1b). Bases 159 to 5051 code for a protein of 1630 amino acids. Gene Ontology annotation, molecular function: transmembrane transporter binding; small GTPase binding. The transcript has 33 exons. NCBI's taxonomy places the organism in Eukaryota, Metazoa, Chordata, Actinopteri, Cypriniformes, Danionidae. Gene Ontology annotation, biological process: intracellular protein transport; calcium ion-regulated exocytosis of neurotransmitter; regulation of synaptic plasticity. Gene Ontology annotation, cellular component: cytoskeleton of presynaptic active zone; presynaptic membrane. The record is from RefSeq and is a predicted model, not a curated record.
AACACGAAGAGAAACAAAAGCACAGUUGUGGGUGCCUGAAACCAUGCGAGAUUUGCACUAUUCUCAUAGAACGCUGCUCUAUCCGUGGACCAUGUCGUGAGGUGUGGCUCCAGCGCUCGGGAUACUGCCAAUAAAUUCGCCUGGGAGCGGGGCAAAAGAUGUCCGCCUCGGUAGGGCCCCAAAGCGGCCCUCGCCCACCCACCGUGCCGGCUCCCAUGCCUGAUAUGCCGGACUUGAGCCACCUCACGGAGGAGGAAAGAGAAGUCAUCAUGGCAGUGAUGGUUCGGCAAAGGGAAGAAGAGGAGAAGGAACAAGCCAUGCUAAAGACACUGCACCAGCAGUUUGAGAGUUAUAAGGAGCAGGUGAGGAAGAUCGGGGCAGAAACGAAGCGACAGCAGGCUGUCCAUAAAGAUGAUGCACCUACCUGUGGCAUCUGCCGUAAGACCAAGUUUGCAGAUGGCUGUGGGCAUCUGUGCUCCUACUGCCAGACCAAGUUCUGUGCCCGCUGCGGGGGAAGAGUGUCGCUGCGCUCGAAUAACGUGAUGUGGGUAUGUAACCUGUGCAGGAAACAGCAGGAAAUCCUUACUAAAUCGGGAGAAUGGUUUUCAUCAGGGGCCGGGGGGAGGCCUCUUAGUGUGGGUUCUCCCCUCAGUGGCCCUGAGUUGGAAAAGGAGAGGAAGUUGCGCUCCAGAUCCCAGGUUCCGGGUGCCAACGACACUCUGCCACCCAACGCUGGUCCCGGUGACCAUCCAAAGGGAGCAGAUACAAUGCCCGCCUCACGCUCCCGCAGCGAACCACCACGAGAAAAGAGGCGGCCGGUGUCCAUGCAUGAGCAGAAUGGAAAAGUGAUUGGACGUGGAGAGAGAAGACGAGCUCCAGCCAGGUUAUCAUCGCAGGCCUCUGAAGACCGAGCACCAGGUGAGAAGCGAGACGGUAGACGACUAGAGAAAGACCACUCACAGGAGGAUGACCCCACCCACCCUGAGCGGCGAAGGAGGCAGGAGGAGGAAGAGCGAGAGCGGCAAAGACGUGAAGAAGAGUACCAGACCCGUUACCGGAGUGACCCCAAUCUAGCCCGCUACCCUGUUAAACCGCAAAAGGAGGAACAAGAAAUGCGCAUGCAUGCCAAAGUCUCCAAAAUGCGCCAGGAGCGUCAUCACAGUGACCUGGCCAUCAAUGAAGUGGGCCUGAUGCAAGAUGGUGGCGAAGCUGCUGGAAAUCGCAUUAGCAGGCAACGAGUAGCUAACAAUGAGGACCGCAAGACCCUUUUAGAAAAUCAUCGAGCUUAUUCAGUGGACAGGACCGUGGGGGGUGGUGUUGGGGGACAAGGGUCCCUCACUAAACAGGGUCAUGGUGGCCCUCACAUGGGCCCUAAUGGGCCUCCAGACCUCAGGGAUGGACAGGAUUGGGGCCCAAAGGGGCAUCUGGAACCUGGGUCUGCAGCUUUUCUGCACAGGGCCAAGCGGGAAAAAGCUGCAGAAAUCAUGCGUAAAGAUUCUUCUCUUAGCUCGGACCAGUCUGAGUCAUUACGGCCACCUCCACCAAGAGCCUACAGACCCAAACGAGGCCUCAACAAAAGGCAGAUGUCCAUCAGUAGCUCGGAAGAAGAAGGAGGCUCUACGCCUGAAUACACCAGCUGUGAGGAUGUGGAGAUAGAAAGUGUUAGUGAAAAAGGUGACUGGGACUGUCAUCCUCUGGACCCCACUGUGUGGCAUCAUCCAGUGAGUUGGCAGCCAUCCAAAGAGGGAGAUCAUUUGAUUGGCCGCAUCACUUUAAGUAAGCGAUCCACUAUGCCACGAGAAGCCGGUUCACUACUGGGUCUGAAGGUUGUUGGUGGAAAAAUGACAGAGUCUGGGAGACUGGGGGCCUUUAUCACCAAAGUAAAGAAAGGAAGUUUGGCUGACAUUGUUGGACAUUUACGAGCAGGCGAUGAGGUGUUGCAGUGGAAUGGAAAAGCGUUGCCUGGAGCAACUAAAAAGGAAGUGUAUAAUAUCAUUCUGGAGUCUCAGUCUGCACCUCAAGUGGAAAUAGUUGUUUCCAGACCAAUUGGAGAAACGCCAAGACUUCCAGGGACAUCACACCCUCCUCUAGAAUCAACUGGUUCAAGUUCUAUAGAUGAAUCUCAAAAGAUGGACCGUCCAUCUAUCUCUGUAAUGUCUCCGACUAGUCCCGGGAUGUUGAGAGACCUCCCUCUUGUACUGCCAGGCCAGCUGUCGGUGAAAUUAUGGUAUGAUAAAGUGGGCCAUCAGCUUAUCGUCAAUGUUCUACAAGCACGAGAACUGCCCCCUCGACCAGAUGGACGACCCAGGAAUCCCUACGUCAAAAUGUAUUUUCUUCCUGAUAGAAGUGACAAAAGCAAGAGACGGACAAAAACGGUGAAGAAGAGUGCAGAGCCAAAGUGGAACCAGACGUUUCUGUAUUCUCACGUCCAUCGCAGAGACUUCAGAGAACGCAUGCUGGAGAUCACAGUUUGGGAUCAGCCCAGAGCCCAGGAAGAAGAGAGUGAUUUUUUGGGAGAGAUUCUGAUUGAGCUGGAAACAGCUCUUUUGGAUGAUCAGGCACACUGGUACAAAUUCCAGACCCAUGACGUGUCGUCGUUACCGCUGCCCCAACCAUCCCCUUGCCUCCCGCGCAGACAUGUUCAUGGAGACAGUCCUAGUAAAAAACUGCAAAGAUCUCAUCGCAUCAUUGAAACAGAUUAUGAUGAUGGUUUAACAGUAGUGUCCUCAGCAGAGAGGAACUCCAGAGACAGAGAGAGGUCAAGCACACUGACUGUACCUGAGAGACAGGCGGCCAUACAGCAUCGCUCGCGGUCAGUUUCUCCGCACAGGGAAGACCAGUGUAGAGCUCGCUCUCGACCCGCACACAUCCCUAUGCAGAGGAGUCUGGAUGAGAUCCACCAGAACCGCCAUCAUUCCUACUCUCCCUCCCAUUACCACGACUCCCACCAGGAACAUCGAUCCGGAGACUCCGACUAUGAAUAUUCAGAGGACAGCGAGGUCCUGGAGAUGCACAGAUCAAUCCGAGGUGGGAGUGCUGAGUGCCUGCAUACAAACAGGAAAUUAACUAGGCACUGUAACACACUUCCCCCAAAGAUGCCGUUGUUAGUGAAUGGUAUACAUAAAGAUAUUUACAGCUCUACCCUUCCUGCAUGCUUAAAGAGCAAAGCACCACGACGAACAGAGAGGGAUGAAGUUGUCCCUCUUAGUGCCAUUCCACAGCGCAUUCUCAGGUUCACAGACGAGGUCAGCUCUGGUGAUCUUCAGCCUUCAUUAGACAGAGUAAGAAGUGCCAGCACAACUUGUUUGAGACCAGAGUUUCAUUCACCUGAAAGUCAUUUUCCAUUUCACAGGCAUUCUGGCAAUUUGGAUAGGCCAAGCUGUCAGAUAGCUAACAAGAAAACCAUUGAUGGUGACAGACUUCAGCCCACCUCUAUCCUGAGAGGCAGCAGGAGGAGGAGAGAGCCCACCCUCAGGCCUUUUGGCCAAACCAGCUUAGGGGGUUCCUGCCCAAACUCUCCUCGAGCUGACAGAGAUCUUCCACACGGUGGACAUUAUUCUCCAGCAGGGACUACAUCUUUAGGGCGCAGGGGACGACAGCUGCCACAACUCCCUGCAAAGAGCAGCAGUAUAGAACAAGACCAUGUCAACCGUAUACCUGAGGAGAAACCUAACUCAGCUCUAGCAGUAGAGGAACGAGCUCGUCAGUUGCAGAUGAGAGUGCACUCAUAUCGGCCGGGCUCUUCUGCCAACUCUGCUCAUGAUCCAGAGGCAGAGCUCAAGAACAGGAGAGAUAUGUACAAGGACCAGCGGAGGAGCUGUGACAACAUGUCUGCAAGGUCAUCAGACAGUGACAUGAGCGACGUAUCGGCCAUCUCUCAUGCCAGCAGUGCCUCACGGCUGAGCGCCACCAGCUACAUGUCCAUUCAGUCUGAAAGGCCACACGGGAGAAUCAGGUCAAAGUCAUUGGAAAGUUGUAAAGGAGAAGAAAAGAAAGAAAGAAGGAUUUCGUGGGGGGUGAAUGGAACAGACAACAGGAGGAGUCUGGGAAAGAGACGCUUCUCUGAGGAGCUUAAACGCAGAAGGCAUACGGUGGCUGGAGAUGUGAGUCGUCAAGUCAGAGCCUCUUCUGGUCGGAGUAUGCUGAAGAGCACAAGUGUUAGCGGUGACAUCAACACAUCUGAAAGAACAGACGGCAGCCAGUCUGACACUGCUCUGGGAACAGUUGGAACCGGAGCCAAAAAACGCCGGUCCAGCCUUAAUGCUCGAUUCGUGGCUAUUGUAGGAAACCGUCGCAGCCGAAGCACCUCACAAAUCAGUCAAACAGAAGCGUCUAAUAAGAAGUCGAAAGGCAGUCAAGGAACAAUCCAGCGCAGUCAGGAGACUGGAAUGGCUGUGGAAUUGCAGAGGAAUAUGAGUCGACAGCCAAGCCGGGAAUCCAACAACGGAAGCACGAAUAGCUACAACUCAGAGGGCAGUCCAAUCUUCCCAGCAGUUCGAGUUGAGACUCAAUUCAGUGACUUUCUGGAUGGCCUGGGCCCUGCUCAACUGGUUGGUCGACAAACCCUUGCCACACCAGCAAUUGGUGACAUUCAGAUUGGCAUGGUGAAUAAGAAAGGCCAGCUGGAGGUGGAGGUGAUAAGAGCACGAGGUCUAAUCCAAAAACCAGGAUCCAAAUCCCUGCCCGCUCCAUACGUCAAAGUCUAUCUUCUCCACAACGGGGCAUAUGUAGCUAAGAAGAAGACGAAAAUUGCACGCAAGACACUCGACCCACUGUACCAGCAGACGCUACAGUUUGAAGAAAGUCCGCAGGGAAAAGUGUUACAAGUAAUAGUCUGGGGAGAUUAUGGACGCAUGGACCACAAAUCCUUCAUGGGAGUUGCACAAAUCCUACUAGAAGAGCUGGACCUCUCCAGCAACGUGAUUGGCUGGUAUAAACUUUUCCCGCCUUCUUCCCUAGUCGACCCGACUCUUGCCUCUCUAACUCGACGUGCUUCUCAGUCAUCCCUGGACAAGGACAAUUCACCGGCACCUGCAGGGGUCCGAUCAUAGUGGACUAACAAAAAUAAAGCACAUUCAAUACACGCCGAGAGACAACGGGACAACAAUAAGAGCCAGGCAGAAAAUGCGAUGAAAUAACACAAAGCUUUGUUCAAAUCUGACAAUCACUCCUGUGACUUUGUUUUUAUGUCUCCUCUAUGUGGGUAGCCCGUGUUCUGCCAAAUUUGUUUGUCCUAAACAAAACCAUUCGUUUCUCUCACUGAGAUUUAGGGCUGUCUUCACUAGAACGUGGGAAGCACCGAUUUUGGGGGCGACGUUAGAAAGCAGGGUGGUCAUCACCUUAGAAUUAUAAGGUUCUAUCUUUUGUCAAAAUUGAGUUAUUGACAUACUCUUAUUAAAUGAUAACUUAUUUACAUUAUGGGAUGUUUUUUAUAACUUGUUUACAUUUUAAGACUUUUUAUUUAAAAAACAAAUGUUACACAUAUACUGUUGCUAUAUGGAAUGCAAAUAUUUUGAAGCUCAAUAUCUCUGAAUCAUUCAGAACGCAGAUAAAACCUUAUAAUUCCAAGGUGAUGAAGUCUUCAUUAUAGAAAUAAUGUACGUUAGCUAGUUUUUAACAGAGCUUCAGAAUGUAUUAACCCAAAAACAAAGGUGACCUCUGACCAAGGGAUUGUGGGGUUUCAGUUGAGGCCCUGUCUAAACCCUGUUUGUAUCGAAAGUCAAAGGUCAGGCACUGGAAAGAUGUAGGGUGUCCCCUGGGGAGGUUGUCCGGAAGGGCAGGGCCUUUCUUGGUGCCUAAACCUGGAGGACCCAAAGCCAUGGUCAGUUUAGUUAAAACAAACAAACAAAAAGAUCAUGUAGUUCCUCUGUUUUCAAUGUUUGUGACCGCUAACGGAGGCCAAAUUAAUUUUUAUUUACGUUUAUUUAUUGCCUUUUUUAAAAAAAGAAACUUGUCUAGCACGUUUUAUUGAAAACAAAAGGUUUGUGUUGUCCAGUGUACUGUGAAAAAAGAGGAAAUGCUAAACUGAAGACGUAUCUGGAAAAACACGUUUCUUUGCACAUUUAGUAACUUAAACUAUUUCAUUAUCCUACAGUACGUUGCAAUACAUAAUCUUAUUCAGUACGUUCCAUUUUUAGAUGUUUACACUUAUCAUUAAAUGCUAUUGAAAAGUAUAGAUUUAGUUCACGAAAAAAACUGUACUUGUGCAAUUUCCAGAUUUGAGUAAAGAUAAUCUGUUUUCAUAAAUCUUGAUAUAUAAUAGAGUUUUUCAGAUGCUAAACUACACUGUCAAAAAAAUUCUGUUCUGUAUUUAGUUAUUCAGGGUGAUGCAGUGGGUAGCGUUGUCGCCUCACAGCAAAAAGGUAAAUUGUUCUGGCCUUGGCUUGGUCAGUUGCCAUUUCUGUGUGGAGUUUGCACGUCUCCUCGUGUUCGCAUGCGUUUCCUCCGGGUGCUCCGGUUUCCCCCACAAGCACAAAUACAUGUGGGAUAGGUGAAUUGGGUUGGCUAAACUGUCCACAGUGUA